AUGCGUGCUCGUCCUAGCUUCAUACUGGCGGCCAUCUCGCUCGCUCUGGCAGCGCCUUCUCCAUCCCAACCGAGAGACAUAGAUUCCCUUGUUGCCGACAAAUAUAUCGUCAAGCUUAAGGAAUCGUCGGAGAUUUCUGCACUCGGCAGCAUACUGGACUCUUUUUCAAUUGAGGCCGAUCAGUUGUAUAGCAACGUCUUCAACGGCUUUGCCGCUACUCUUGAUGACGAUCAAGUAGCAAAAUUGCGUGAUCAUCCUCAGGUGGAGUACAUAGAAGAAGAUUCCAUUGUAUCUAUCGAGUCAGAUGGCAUUGUUUCCAUUUCUGAUCUAAUAACUGUGCCCACUACAAAUUGGAAUCUCGCUCGCAUCUCACACCGGGCUCGAGGAGCCGCCACCUACGUUUUCGAUGAUUCAGCUGGAGAAGGGACCUGUGUAUACAUCCUCGACACAGGCAUUCAGAUAACCCAUUCAGAAUUCGGCGGUCGAGCCUCUAUGGUAGCCAACUUCGUCGGCGGCAGCAGCACUGAUGGCAAUGGUCAUGGUACCGCGAUUGCAGGUGUGGUAGGAGGUCUGACCUACGGCGUCAGCAGAAAGACCGCCCUUCUCGGGGUCAAGGUGCUCGACGACAGCGGCUCUGGUACUACAAGCGGUGUCAUCUCCGGUAUAGACUGGAUUGCUUCAGAUGUAUUCUCACGGAAUUGCCCCAAGGGCUUCGCGGUAAAUAUUGCUUUUGGAGGAUCCUUCUCGACAGCUCUCAACACUGCCGUCGCUACGCUCAUCUCUGGAGGCACAUUCGUUUCUGUUUUUGCUGGUGGUAGUGCCGCCAAUGUUGCCAACUACUCUCCAGCAUCUGUAGUGACGGCUUGCACUGUUGGAGGCUCUACCAGCACCGAUACGGCCGCAUCUUGGAGCAACUAUGGAUCAUUGCUUGAUAUCUGGGCGCCUGGUCAGAGUGUUGUCACCACAGGUUUGGGCGGAGGCACUACUACGGUUUCUGGAUCCAUUGCCUCUGCCCACAUUGCAGGCUUGGGGGCCUACAUCGCAAGCCUCGAAGGUAUAACUGGAGCUGGGAUUUGCGAUCGACUUAGAGAGCUUGCUACCCCUAAUCUGCUCGGUAAUGUGCCUGCCUCAACUGUCAACUUGAUUGCAUACAACGGUAGUGGCGCUUGA
This is a messenger RNA of Clonostachys solani, 1170 nucleotides long. The record is from the annotation of a GenBank genome assembly. Lineage: Eukaryota; Fungi; Ascomycota; Sordariomycetes; Hypocreales; Bionectriaceae.